Messenger RNA from Trichobilharzia szidati, 926 nucleotides. The record is from the annotation of a GenBank genome assembly. NCBI's taxonomy places the organism in Eukaryota, Metazoa, Platyhelminthes, Trematoda, Strigeidida, Schistosomatidae.
AUGAAAUCCGAAAAAUUAUUCAUCAACAUUCUACUCAAUGGUUAUCUCAGUAGUAUGAACAGAUACAUAAGCAAAAGUUCGUGUUUGUUUUUAAUGAAAAUACUUCAAAAGUUUUCCGCAAACAAAGAUGAUGUUAUCAUCAUACCUCAGAGUAGUGGAUUACUCUUUGUUGCUUUAAUAUUUAUUGGCUUGUAUUCAUUUCUACCGCAUAAAGAAUUACGCUUUAUUAUUUAUGUAUUACCUGUGCUGAAUCUGGUCGUGGCAGAUAUUUGGACUAACUUAGAUAAACCAAUGUUAUCAUCUAAAGGAGGAGGCGUAUAUACGAAUCUGUUGAAAAAGAAAUCUCUGCCUAAACGAAUAACAGUCACUCGUCUUCUACUUAUCUUAUGCUGUUAUUCUCAUCUCCUUAUGAAUGCUGCCUGUUCACUCCUGUUGACUAAAGCGGCACAAAAUAAUUAUCCUGGCGGGGAAGCAUUGAAUACACUUAAUCAUAUGGAACAUUUAAUACAGAGAAAUGAUGUUCAUGUUCAUAUUUGUAAUUUGGCUGCACAAACUGGUGUUACCCGCUUUUUACAAAUACAUGAUAAAUGGAUAUAUAAUAAAACUGAAGGCAUAGAAAAGGAUUUCAACGCGUUGAACACAUCAAACUUUACCCAUUUGAUCUCAGAAAUAUCAUCCAUUGAAGAAGACGACGAAGAAGUAAAUCAGAAGCCGCUGUCAUCUUCUUUUAAACGGCUCUACCAAGUGAAUUCUUUCAAUGGGAUACAAUUUCAUGCCAAUUGGAACCUAUACAACCUGCUUGAAUUCAAAAGUGUUCCACGACUGUUUAUCUAUGAAAGAAUAAAUUUCACCAGAACUUAAAUUUUUCUAUCUGGUGAGAUCAUAUUGUGUAACCUUUUCUUAUGGAGGGUAAUAUUUUGUUAAAU